UUAUGAUUAGAUAAGCGCGGUUCAUAGCGCGGCCAAGAUGCAGACUUCAUAAGAGACCGGGAAUCUCGAGAAUUGUUCAGUUAAUACUCUGUCUGGAAACAGCCAAUUCUUAAGAGAAUUGCAUAAGAUGAACCUAUUCGUGCGGUUAAUAAAACAAAGUUCAUUUACAAUCAGUGCUGCUGUGUAACAAGCUUCGUACAGAAUCUUACAUUUAAAGUAAGUGAGAUUUCAAUGAAUAUUCACCAGAUCAAGCAUUCAACAACAACGUGUUUGUAAGUUUUCGAAAAAAGAAAAUAAGAAUAAGAAACUAUUAUUAUUUUUGUGGUAUAUUGAAAAUAUUUGACGAAGAUAUACGAGAAAGAAUUUAUGAAAGAUUCUAUAGAGUUUAGUAUAGGAGAAACCAUAGCAACAAUAAAAAAAUGGUGUAAGUUUCAACGUUACUUUUCUGAUAUUUAACUCAAAUCAGACCUCUGAUGUGAUUUCGAACGGAACUCGGAGGCUUGCUAUCGGGCCUAAAAUAUAUAACAGAAAUAAAUAAAUAAAAUAUAUAACAUAUUAGGAAAAGGGAAGAAAGUGAUAGCGACCAUGCCUGAAUGUUCAAAUGAGAAUUGGUCGAAGUAUUGGUCUUCGAAUUCGCAGAUUUCGAGAAGCAAUAGUGCAUCACCAUUAUUGCCCAGUACACCGUUAUCAACAUCACCACCUUUAUCCUCACCGAUUUCCACCUUGAAGCGUUCAACGUCAAACGUGUCGAACGUUUCGAACUCAUCGACUUUGUCUCAAGGGUCUAGUAGUUCAGGAACGGCGAUACUUUCUUCGAGAAAUCAUCACUUUCAUCAUUAUCAUCAUUAUCAUCAUCAUCAGCAGCAGCAACAUCAACAAGUGAAUAACAAUAAUUCAAACAGCAAGCCUUUUUUUCUCAUAAGGAUUUUUUAUUGGUAUUUGGGAUUGCUACCAAAUUUUUUGAAGUAUAUAUACAACAUUAUCAUUUAUGCAUUUUGGACACCAAUUAUUUGGAUAUCCACUGGAGUUUACUUGUUUUGGAUAAUCAUUCAGCUUCCACUUAUAAGCUUAAAAUGGUUCAUAACCAUCCUAAAUACUAAAACUUCGGAAAGAGCACGAAACAAGAGAUGCGUUCUGAUUAGUGGCGGUAGCACAGUACAAUCCGUACAUCUGGCACGUAAUUUUUACAAAGCUGGUGCUAGAGUAGUCGUGUGUGAAUUGGAAGGACUCUUUGGGUUAACUAGAUUUUCAACAGCAUGUUCGAAAUUUUAUACCGUGCCACGACCAAGUCCAGGUAGUGCCGCUGAAUAUAUUAAAGCUUUACAGGAUAUUGUUAAGAAAGAGAAAGCUGUAUAUUAUAUACCAGUUAGCGUCACAAGUACCGCUUAUUACGACGCCUUGGCGAAGCCGCACUUGGAGAUUAUGGGAUGUGAAUGUUUCGUGCCGAGUGCGAGUGAAGUGACGGCAUUGGAUGAUCCGUUGGAACUCCUGCGACGAUGCCGUUCCCUAGGUAUGCAAACACCAGACCAUUUCGUUUUACGAUCUGUUCAGGAUGUAUCUCGUCUUUAUGAGGACAAUACCUUCAGAACGGGAAGAUACAUGAUGCUGGCGGCUGGUCCAGCCGGCAUGAGAGACAGAGCAAAGAUUAUUCUACCAUCGACGUUCAGAGAAUUCAUGAACCAACAGUACGAGAUUAGCGAAACUAAACCAUGGGUCGUGAUACGCGAUCCGGGUGGUGAUCACUUUAUCACCUGCACCACCGUUAAGGAGUCACGAAUCGUAGCAAACGUAACGUGUCGAGUUGAGGAAUCUCAAGGACUCAUACCGGAGAAUCGUACGGAUGUAACUCUGUGGUUGGACCGAUUCUUUGCACGUUCUUUUGCAACGAAGAUCAAUGGACAUCUGAGCUUCAGGUUAGCCAUCAGUGAAAACCAAGGACCGAUGGUAUGCAUAGGUUGUCGAGUUGGAAUUAGUCUUCCUUAUGUAUGUCAGACCGGUAUACAUCCCCGUUUGGUCUGGCGACCCUGCAGACAUUUCUCCAGACAAAAUUCGGCAUUUCUUAUCAGGACUGAUAGACAACAAGAACAAACAACAGACGGAAGUACUAGUACGAGCAAACGCCCAAUCGGUGAAACGUCUCCUCGUCUUUUGGGCACUGUUAUCGAUAAAAGGGAAACGCUAUUUGUAUAUUGGGACCCAUUACCUUAUUGUGCUUACUAUCAUUUGCAAUUACCUUUCAGACGUGUCGCAGGUGCGAUUAGGGCCCAACCUGCUAGACACAAUCCACCUCUCGCUGUAGUACAAUGAAGUCAUUCGUGAUCACAAAAUGAUUGUCGGUUUCGAUCGGGAUCGAUUGACUCUUUAUUAAUUUCUAACUCGAUUUUUUUUCCUUUUUUUUUUCUUUUUCUUCUAUCUGUUCUCUUUUGAUAUCGUUCAAUGUCAGAGAAAUCAGAAACUGUAAAUUGAAAACAGAUUCAAGGGUCAAGUUCGUUUCUUUAAUCGUUGUAAGAACACUCUUUCUCUAUUUUUUUUUCUUUCUUUCGUUUGCGAACGUUCUUAAAAUUGUCUUAGUGUGCGUAUGACAGUGCAGAUGGAUAAAAAAAAGUAAUACACGUACGAAUCACGUGCUAUCGUCUUUGAUAUAUAUAUAUAUAUAUAUAGGACGUGAAUACACACAUACAUAAGGAUUUCGUUUCGAUGACUGUGCUCCUAUCUUCAUAGACUGACACGAUAACAAUCCCAAAAAAUUUAUAUAGGGAUAUAAUGGACAUUUCAAAAUAUAUCCCAUUCCUACGAACGAUUUCUUUAAUAAAAUUUUAUAAUAUGAUUAUAUUAUUUUUAUUAUAUUCUAUCAUUUAUAUUUGUAAAUAGUAGCAUAGUAAUGGAUUUAGAAUAAUCAUAGAAAUUAAAACAAAAAUGUUAGACGUGUGUCCUUUGAAACGAACUAUUUUCUUAAAUGAUCUUUGCUAAUUAUGAUAUUUUGAAAUUAAAAUAUAUUUCGUUGUUGUUGUAUAACCUAUCGAUUCUGAAGUAACAUUAAUUUUUUUUUUACUCGUUCAUACCAAAUCAGAGAUGAGUACAUAGUUAUUUAUAACUCAAACCGAUAUAUUCUCAUUUAGAGCAGGGGCGGAUUUAGGCAUGGUCUUCAUGGGAUCAAACCUUACAUUGGUAACAAUAUAAAAAGAAAAGAAUCUUAAUUAAAAAUUAUUGAAAAAAUAAAUUAUAUUGUUUUUCAACAAAAUGGCAAAGGAGUCACCAACAACUAACCCAAAUUUGGGUUAAUUUUGUAGGAUAAUUGGGUAGACCCCCACACAGUGUUAGUCCAGGUCCCCUAAAGUUAACAUUUUGCCUCUGAUUUAUAGUAUUUUAUAUUUAAGCAGCAUCAAAUUAAUGAGAUACUUAUGUAAACACGCAAUGAUAAUUAUGAUGAUGAUGAUGAUGAUGAUAAUGAUAAUAUCGUUAUUGUAUAGUCGAACAAAUAAAAUCUAUAAAAAAUAUACGAAUAAAGGAAGCGUGUCUAAUUAUACUAUCUUAUUAUUGUAUUAAUUAUAAUAAAUAAAUAAACGUGCACACGCGUUCGCGUGCACAUAUACUCAAAUUAUACACGUUAAUAUAUUAAUUGAUAAUAUAAGGACAGCAAUGCGUUCAAAUGCAAAAUGAAAUAAAUUGAAUGAAAUGACUUUUAAUAUAAGUGAUGAUUUAUUUAUCAACGAG
Polistes dominula (European paper wasp) is the source of this 3714-nucleotide messenger RNA. RefSeq lists its product as uncharacterized. The record is from RefSeq and is a predicted model, not a curated record. Lineage: Eukaryota; Metazoa; Arthropoda; Insecta; Hymenoptera; Vespidae.